AUGCAAUACGUUCGCAACCUCAGCGCCUCCGUCUCGUCGACAUGGAACUCCAUCAACCCAGCCACCUUGAGUGGUGCCAUUGAUGUUAUCGUUGUCGAACAGGAAGAUGGCACACUCGCAUGUUCACCCUUCCACGUCCGGUUCGGGAAGUUCUCUCUUCUGCGGCCUUAUGAAAAGAAGGUCGAGUUCAAGGUCAACGGCGUCAAGCAGAACUACUCUAUGAAGCUUGGAGAAGAGGGAGAGGCAUUCUUCGUGUUCGAGACAAGCGAUAACAUUCCUAGAGAUCUGCAAACGUCGCCGUUGGUCUCCCCGGCAUCAAGCCCUCCUUUGAACCCCGAGAACCCUUCCUCGCCUGGACUUGGGGAGCCGGAGCUUUUGGAUCUGGAUUCCGACACAAGGAAACCUCGCCGUCCUCCUCCUUCAGUUUUCCAUAGCACAACAAUCCCUCAGGAUCAUGGUAUACUUACCCCGUUAUCUACAUCACCGGACCUCUCUCACGGACGACCGAGAUCCGACGACUGGGUUCACCGACCACACAGUGACGAUGUACUGCGCAAGUCAGCCCGCGCGAGUGAACGAGAAUUCGGCGAAGGUUCUGCCGAGUUCGCCAUGUCCGACAGAUCACACAGCCCUCCCCCUCUGGCACCAAAGGAUGCACUUGAGCGGGCGCUGAUGCUCUCCAAGGAACUCUCUGCCAAUAACAUUCCUACUCAUGUCACCGAAAGCGGUGACUUGAUGCUUGACAUGACUGGCUUCAAGAGCAAUGAGGAGGACAUUUUCCGCGCUGAAAUUAUUGCGCGGAAGAUCUUGGCUGAAGAGCUCGAAGGCAACUAUGACAUUGGUUCCCUUUUCGGCAUGGAUGAGCAUGGGAACAUCUGGAUCUACAGCAGCGAGGAGGCUAAGGAGGCGGCCAAGAAGAAGACUAUGGAGGCAGGCUACCGCGGAACAUCGGCCGUGGCGGCUGAUGCUGCAUCUGACCCAGGAUACCAGAGCGAUGGCAGCGAUGUCACGACUACCGCCCCAACCCCGAUCCAUCGAAGAACCGAGUCAGAUGUUGGCGCUUCUGGCAUGCAGACUCCUCCCACCACCCCUCCACAAUCGACAGCAGGAGACCCGAACCUGAACUACGCCAAGACUCUCCGCUUGACUAGCGACCAGCUCAAGGCCCUGUGCCUGAAGGCUGGCGAGAACACAAUGAGUUUUACUGUGAACCGGGCAACAUGUCAGGCUAACAUGUAUCUCUGGAAACACGAGACACCGGUGGUCAUCUCGGAUAUUGACGGUACCAUUACAAAGUCGGAUGCGUUGGGUCACGUUCUCAACAUGAUUGGUCGUGAUUGGACGCAUGCUGGCGUUGCUAAGCUCUACAGCGACAUUGUCGCAAACGGGUACAACAUCAUGUACCUAACUAGUCGAUCCGUAGGACAGUCCGAUACGACGAGAGCGUAUCUGGCUGGCAUUCAGCAGGGAGAGUACAGGCUGCCGCGAGGCCCUACCAUUCUGUCUCCUGACCGAACUAUGGCUGCUCUUCGUCGCGAGGUCUACCUUCGAAAGCCUCACGUCUUCAAGAUGGCCACUCUUCGUGACAUCCGGCAUCUGUAUGGCCCCGACAGGACACCUUUCUACGCAGGUUUCGGAAACCGCCUUACGGACCAGAUUUCAUACAGAACGGUGGACGUCCCCAGAAACCGCAUUUUCACCAUCAACUCCAACGCCGAGGUGUCGCUUGAUCUACUCAGCUUGAACAAGCUCAAGUUGAGUUACAUCAACAUCAACGAAGUCGUGGACCAUUUCUUCCCACCUGUAAGCACCCUGGUCAAGGGUGGCGGAGAAGAAUACACGGACUUCAAGUACUGGAGGGACACGCCGUUGGAGUUGGAUGAAUUUUCAGCUAGCGACUCUGAUGAUGAUGAGCAGGCCGACUUGGAAGAAGAAGAAGAUGUGGAUGACGAUGACGAAGAAAUCGGCGAUGAGAUGGGACAGAGCUACAUCUCACGAGGCUCAGUCGACGAUUACGCUGACGAGCGCGAAAGCAUUCUAAGCGGAAGUGUCGACGGCGACGAACAGCUGACAGCCUCUAUUAUGGAGGAUGAAUAUGCAGAUGACGAAGAUGCCGAGGAGGAGGACGACGACGAAGAAGAAGACGACGACGAGGACGGUGACGAAGCGGAGCUCGAUAGUGUGCGCGCCCAACGCGAGCGGACUCCUCAGCCCAGAGGCAAGGAAAAUACGUCUUCCGUGCCUGGCCAAAAGGUGCUCAUGGAAGACGUUGGGGCUGAGUUAAUAACUGGGGUAAAUCAUCUCACCCUUGAAAGAGGUGUGCAGAAAUAG
Molecule: messenger RNA, 2331 nt
Organism: Colletotrichum truncatum
Lineage: Eukaryota; Fungi; Ascomycota; Sordariomycetes; Glomerellales; Glomerellaceae
Product: nuclear elongation and deformation protein 1
Biological process (GO): fatty acid catabolic process; triglyceride biosynthetic process
Cellular component (GO): nucleus
Molecular function (GO): phosphatidate phosphatase activity
Source: RefSeq, a predicted model, not a curated record